CCGCUCUGUGGACAACGAGUCCCAUUGUUAGGGCGGGGAUACAAGCAUCCCGUCAUUGUAUCCAGUAUCUCUGGUACCGUAAUUCAAAGAACAGAGCGCACAACUUUUUAUUUUGCAACACCAUUUGCGCUAUGACGCUAACCAAUAAUAUACUUUCUCUACAGUGUAAACGGAAGGAAACAAUGACGAAGAACAAUUUCCACCUUGGCGUUUUUAUUGUUGUUAUUUUGACGUUUAUUAACAUCAAGUUAAUUUAAAAUAUGAUUAAUUUAACUGCACAGCAUCACAUAUUUACCCUAUGCAGUCUUUAAUUCUCGUUGGAGACAGGACUUGGUUGAUAGACGUUAUCUAGGUAACGCUAGCUAGCUAACUAACAAUGGCUAACUGUAUGGUGUUUCACACUCAAAUAGUCUCCAUCAUGGAGGUGCUAGCGAAUUCAGCCGUGGCAGAGAUCAGUAAACUCGUAGACGAUGACUAUGCAGUGUUUCGUUUGGAAAUAACUCAAAGCCAGAAAGAAAACAGGGCAUUACGGAGGAAACUACAGCUACUGGAACUGAAGGCAGCACGGGAGCGCGCAGAGAGGACAAUGCGAGAGCGAUACAGAGGAAUGGCAAGAGGUGAAGGGCAUCUCACUGGAGGCCACAGGAACAUUGUAAAGCCAGCGGGACACAAUGGGUGGAGAAAUGACCAACCCAUAGCUAUAGAUGAGGGGAAUGAACCCUCAACCCAGCAUGCUAUCGUGAUAGAGUCUGUAGAUGCAGAGGCUGCAGGUCCUGGGGUCAAGCAGGAGCGUACUGAAGGAGAGGAGGACCCACAACACAGCAGAGACAUCCAGACUGGAGCAGCGGCUGGAGUGGCGCACCCUGUAGCCUCAGAGGACCUGGCCACCGCUCUGAAUGUCAAUCUCAAGUCAGAGACAGACACUGAUACUUUAAAUGUAACACACCGGCUCUUACACACAGGGUCUGACCACAGAUCAGACCCAGAGGGGCUGGGUAGACUGGGCUGUCCUCCUGCUCCUGGCUCAGAUUACUUACCGGUAUUUCAUCAGAGCCAGAGGACGGUUCAUUCCCUUGGAGAUGGUGACGUGCUAGACACUGGGGUUGAUGAUCUCUCCUGUUCUUAUGAUACAGAGAUGGACCCUGGCAACAUGUCCUUGGGUUUAGAGACACAGACUGAUCUGUCUAGAGAAGACUGGAACCGGUACAGUUGUAGUGUAUAUUCUGAAAGGUGUCUAGAUAGGAAAGGGGAGGUUAUUGUGGUAGAUGAGGUGACUGUGAAAGUGGAGGGCGAUGCUCCUCCUGCACGGAAUGCAGAUAGUCACCUAGGAGAUGGACACUCACAGAGCAGAGAUUUCUUAGAUUACAGGGGAAGCUUGGAGACAAAUCUAAAUGUCACAACCAAUUCUCCUUUACACGCGUUCAAGGAUCGCGACCCAGUGUCCACGUCGAUGGGGCCUUCCGGUUCACACCAUUUCGAUCAGGUAUUGAACUCAAACAACAGGGCUGGAGCCCAGGUUCAGGGAGGGAGAGGCACAUCAGGCAAUGGUAAAGAGAAACGGUUCCUCUGCAUGUUCUGUAACAAAGGCUUCAGGUGCCUCCAGAAGGUGGAGAUCCACCAGAGGGUCCACACAGGGGAGAACCCCUUCAGUUGUACCCAGUGUGAGAAGAGAUUCUCCCGCCAGGACCACCUGAAGAGGCACCAGAUGGUCCACACAGGGGAGAAACCCUUCAGCUGCCCCCAGUGUGAGAAGAGGUUCUCCCGCCAAGACCAGCUGAAGAUGCACCUGAAGGUCCACACGGGAGAGAGGCCAUUCUCCUGUACGCACUGUGGGAAGAGGUUUUCAGAGAGGAGCUACCUCAGGACACACCAGCAGAAAAUGCACACGGCCCUUGUAUAGAGUAUGGUGACAUGUAAUCAGGAUGAAAGUAAGGUGGUCCUGGUGGCGUCCCGGCAAAAUAAAUAGUGGGGGUACGCCGUACCGGUAAAACAUGAGCCAAUCACAAUAAUGCAAGCAAAAUGUCAAGAAAACUGUAGGCUAUUACACCAUUAUUUUUCAUUAGGCUACGGCAUAGUUGAGGCAUGAACAAUUUGCGAAUGGACUUGAAAACCAGUGGUAUAACUUCUCCAAAAUUCGACGUGGUUAGACGGGAACACUGACAUUUUUCCAAUGCAGUGAUGAAUGGCUGACAGAGACACGUGGACAGCAGUGGAUGUAUAAAUUCUGGCCUAAUGAAAAAUCGUCAAAAUGUCAUUAGACUUUGUGGUGUUUUGUGUGACAGACGUCUCUUUCCGUUUCCAUGUUUGGGGGCUGGAAAUACAAUGCAUUCAGAAAGUAUUCAUAGCCCUUGACUUAUUCCACAUUUUGUCAUGUUACAGCCUGAAUUCAAAAGGUAUUCAAUAUAUUUUUUUCUCUCAUUCAUCUAAACAUGUUUUUAGAAAUGUUAACUGUAUUUAAUUUAAGAAAUGUGCUAUCUAAUUUACAUAUGUAUUCACAAUCCUGAGUCAAUACAUGUUGGAAUCACCUUUGACAGUGUUUACAGCUGUUAUGUCUUUCUGGCUAAGUCUCUUAAGAGCAUUGCACACCUGGAUUGUCCAAUAUUUGCACACGAUUGUUUCAAUUCUUCAAGCUCUGUCAAGUUGGUUGUUGAUCAUUGCUAGACAGCCAUUUAAGUAUUGCCAUAGAUUUAAGCUGCUUUAAGUCAAAACAUUUAACGUCAUCUUGGUAAGCGACUCCAGUGUAUAUUUGGCCUUGUUUUAGGUUAUUGUCCUGCUGAAAGGUGAAUUAAUUUCCCAAUGUCUGGUGGAAAGCAUACUGAACCAGGUUUUCCUCUAGGGUUGUGCCUGUGCUUAUCUCCAUUCCGUUAACUUUUUAUCCUGAAAACCCCCACAUUCCUUAACGAUUACAAGCAUGCCUAUAACAUGAUGCAGCCACCACUAUGCUUGAAAAGAUGGAGAGUGGUACUCAGUAAUGUGUUGAAUUGGAUUUGCCCCGAACAUACACUUUUUUUGCCCUGAAUACAGUGUUAUUGCUUUGCCACAUUUUUUACAGUAUUACUUUAGUGCCUUGUUGCAAACGGGAUGCAUGUAUUGGAAUAUUGUUAUUCUGUAGAGGCUUCCUUAUUUUAACUCUGUCAAUUAGGAUAGUACUGUGGAGUAACUCUAAUUUUCUUGAGCCAUCCUCAGUUUUCUCCUCUCACAGCCAUUAAACUCUAACUAUUUUUAAGUCA
Molecule: messenger RNA, 3230 nt
Organism: Oncorhynchus nerka (sockeye salmon)
Lineage: Eukaryota; Metazoa; Chordata; Actinopteri; Salmoniformes; Salmonidae
Exons: 3
Coding region: 377-1900 (507 amino acids)
Biological process (GO): urogenital system development; regulation of transcription by RNA polymerase II; embryo development
Cellular component (GO): nucleus
Molecular function (GO): DNA-binding transcription factor activity, RNA polymerase II-specific; RNA polymerase II transcription regulatory region sequence-specific DNA binding
Source: RefSeq, a predicted model, not a curated record